GGGCCAAAAAACAACAAAUAUAUUAAGGCGACAUUUAGACGCUAAUAAAUUAAGUAAUAUAAUGUUGGAUAGUAGCUACUGUUGAACGUUAUGCUAAUAAUCCUAAUAUUAGCUAUUCUACUCGAUGGGUAUUUUUCGUUGAAACCGAAUUUUUGGUAGAUUUUAGCAAUAUUAAAAGGAAAAGCGAAACUGUAAUUGGGACCAUUACAAUCAAAACCAGAACAGACAUAUACAGACAAUAACAGAAAACCGUAACCGAUCACGACGAUCAGUAUUAAUACAAUAUCAAAUUAAUCAGUGUCCCUGUUCUAACAUUAAAUAGAAUGAAGUUGUUCUUCCAAUGCCUUUUUUCUCCACGGCUAUACAAAAUUUAUAGGGAUGGAUCACCUGAUAAUAUGUACCAGCCUCUACGACUGGAAAAAUUGGCUGACAGAGUUAUUACUUCGGCACAUACAAUAGUGAACAUUGCAAUAUAUACAUCACCAUUUAUUUGUAUGUAUAUUUACAAAAGAGGAUUUUCUGUAAUAGAUGAGAAUAAAAUAGCUUUGGUCCGUUUCUUCGGUGGCAUUGGAUGUCUUCUUGCAUUGUUCUAUGUGAUUAGGGGUAUGGGCAGAGUUUAUAACCAAAAAUAUGUUGACUUUGUGAAAGCAUUAAAUAAUCCAACCGGUGAUAAGGAGUCCUAUUUAGAGGGGAUUAGGAAGUUUGAUUUCGAAUUUUAUGCUUGGCCAUCUACAUACAACAUACCUGCAAAACCGAGUCCAUCCUGGUUGCAGAAACAUCCGUUCUUGACUUCCGCAAAUAAUGAUCUCCCUCUGUAUCAACGGGUACCUAUACAGUUGUUGGCGUUCAUUGCUACACAUGCGUUCGGAUUACGCCUUGUGUAUCCAGGUUCACUUGGAUUAAUAUCCAAUUUAUUUUGGACCCCACUAUUUCAAGGCAGAACUCAAUUAGUUGAAGAGUUUAAUGGGCAGCGCACAAAACUGACGACAGCAGAUGGCAAUAACAUUGAUACAAUGUUUGUUGACCAUCGUAAACUAUCGGUAAAGGGCAAGUACCUGGUCAUUUGCUGUGAAGGGAAUUCUGGUUUCUAUGAGAUUGGUAUCAUGGCUACGCCAAUUAAAGCUGGUUAUUCAGCAAUGGGUUGGAAUCAUCCAGGCUUCGCUGGAAGUACAGGUCUUCCAUAUCCCUCUCAAGAGCAGAAUGCAAUUGAUGCAGUAUUGCAAUAUGCCAUUAACGAACUGAAGUUCCAACCUGAGAAUGUGGUCAUGUUCGGCUGGAGUAUUGGAGGAUACUCUGCCACAUGGGCUGCUAUCAACUAUCCAGUAAGAGGAUUGAUACUAGACGCAAUAUUCGACGACCUUUUACCUCUAGCCCAGAACGUAAUGCCCUCGUCGUGGUCGCUGUUAGUUAAGGAAGUCAUACGCUCAUAUGUAAACCUCAAUAUAGCAGAAAUGUUGAAAAAGUACAAUGGCUCAGUGCAGCUGGUCAGACGGACUGAAGAUGAAGUCAUCUGUCUUAGACCUGGCAUAGCAUCGACUAAUCGGGGCAACGAGUUGGUGAUGAGUCUUAUCGAACAUCGGCAUCCCAUCAAUGACGACAUAAAGCCAGAAGCCUGGAAGAAAGCACUCCUGAAGCAUGUUCAAUGUUUAGAAGAGAAACGCCCAACUGUUGACUCUAGUGAGCUUUCUGAAUACGACAGGAGGGCGUUGAUGUUGAUUUCAAAGUACACACGAGACUUUUGUUCCACUCACUGCAUUCCUUUAUCGGUGGAACACUUCGAAGACAUCAUGAACACUAUAAAUAGAGCUAGUAUAAGGUCUAAUUUGUAGAUUGGCUGUGUUAUCAGCCUCGUGUUCGAGCUUUGUAAUUGAUUGCACCAAAUUUUUAGUGACAUAAAAAGUGUUAAUCCUUGGCUUACAUUAUUGAGCGUUUAUUUAUUGCAUGUGCUUUCGGUGAUUUUGAUCUACUGGGCUCGACUGGACGGCAGAGUGUGAAUUUUUUACUUUUUAAGUCAAUAUUACAUAUCACUCUGGAAUAGAGCAAUAAAAUCAGCGAUUGUAAUUUCUAAGUCAAUGUUAGCGAUAUUUACAUAUAAAAAAGUACGUGUAUAAAAAAAUAUAAAAUACUGCCUUCUAUAUUUUUUAUACACAAACUUGGAGUUUUUACUAUCAAUUUUCAAUUGAAAAUAUUAUUAUUAUUUUAAUUAGGUGUGCCAACAAAAUCUAUUAAAUAAAUCUGUGUGUAUGUCUAUUUGAAACAUAAAUCAUUGAUUGUUUACAUUUAUAAUAAUGUAAUGUUUAUUAGUAAUUCUUAAUUUGAAAAGAACUACAUAAAGUGUAGUUUUAUGCUCAUUAUGUCUUUAUUACUAUUAUGCAUUUACUUAAUUACAUGUUAUUUGCAUUUACAUUUUUAAACCAUAUUCCUUAUUUUAUUUAUUUUGCUCUGUGCAUACCUUUUAAGAUAGCUAUAUUAUUGUAUUCUUUAUUGGUCUCCAAUAUUAUAUACAAUUGGAAAACUUUACGGUUAGUGUAUUUUUAAUUUGGUAGUUAUUGGGUAAGAAUAAAAAACGGGUGAAUGGAUAAUGUAUAUGACAACUUUUUUAAAUUAUGAUAUUUGUCACUGAUGUCGGAUAUAUAUUCAACAAACUGAGAAUAUUGGCUGGAUUGCCUAAAAAUGUCAUCUAGAAAUUUAUUUAAUAAAUGUACUCUUGCUUCCUUAUUUAAUACAUGUCAUAAUACUAUACUUUUAUUAUAAUAAAUAAUUAUAAACUUUACUCUGCAUGAAAUUUUAUGAUACACAUAGAAAUAUUAAUUAAUCCUCAAUUAUACAAUUUUCUGAAACUUAUAAUGCUUACAUUUUAAAUGAACCUUGUUUUUUAAGAGUGUUUUAACUGGACAUAUUAAUUUUAAGUAAUAUUGGUUAUAGUUUUGUUACUUCUAGAAAUAAUUACUUCUUAACUAUUUAAAUUAUGUUUUUGAACUUCAAACAGAUCAUACCUCUCUAAAGUAAUCUUUUUUAACACAAAGUUAAUUUAUGAUUGUAUCUAUACAUUAAAAUGUUCUUAUAAAAUUCUUAUUAUGUGUAAAUUUUUGUUUUUACUUUUUAUAUUAGAUGUGUCAACAUAUACUUUUACUAAAUUUUUGUGUAUUUAUUA
This is a messenger RNA of Achroia grisella, 3154 nucleotides long. Its product is annotated as phosphatidylserine lipase ABHD16A. Gene Ontology annotation, cellular component: endomembrane system. The record is from RefSeq and is a predicted model, not a curated record. Gene Ontology annotation, molecular function: glycerophospholipase activity; monoacylglycerol lipase activity. Bases 324 to 1829 code for a protein of 501 amino acids. NCBI's taxonomy places the organism in Eukaryota, Metazoa, Arthropoda, Insecta, Lepidoptera, Pyralidae. The transcript is spliced from 10 exons. Gene Ontology annotation, biological process: monoacylglycerol catabolic process; phosphatidylserine catabolic process.